Messenger RNA from Penicillium taxi, 849 nucleotides. RefSeq lists its product as uncharacterized. The transcript has 2 exons. NCBI's taxonomy places the organism in Eukaryota, Fungi, Ascomycota, Eurotiomycetes, Eurotiales, Aspergillaceae. The coding region runs from base 1 to 849 and encodes 282 amino acids. The record is from RefSeq and is a predicted model, not a curated record.
AUGUUUUCUCUAUCUCGUCUUUUUCCAAGAUCUCCCAGAGAUUCCAUCCCGGAUGACGCCUCCGACAAAUCAUUCCAAGCUACAGAGUUCUUUCCUAGUGUAUUUGAUGUGCUGAAAGUUCGGUUUCUUCUCCAAUGGAAACUCAAAGAAGGCCUUCCUGUAGAAUUGAUUGACGCCAUCAUUGAUGAAGCCGAGUACUGGCCCUCGACCGAGUGUCACAUGGAAGACGAGACACGUAGAGUGAUCCAUAAAGACCGGGACCAAGUUCUGAUGAAGACGGUGCCUCUUUGUUUCGAUAGAGCUAUUCUACAACAAUCCGAGUCUCCUUCAGCACUUCCUCAUCGAUCCGAACAUCCUUGCCGCAAAAUCGUCUUUCAACUCGCAUCCCACGACCAAGGAGGUGGUGGGACACGAGGAGGUGAUAUGUAUAAUGAAUCAUGGACUUGGUUUGAUACAGAAGUUAUCCAUAAUGCCCAUACUUUGGGCAUGUAUUCCGAGAAUACAGAGAAUGAGAUUCUAGAUAACGAACGCGGCCAAAUUGAGAAAUCAUAUGCACCAGACGAUGAACUCCUUCUCCCACGAGGCAAUAAAUUGCAGGUGAAUCGUGUUCGGAGCAACGAAACACAUAAUGUGAACAUCACCUGGAGUUAUCUAGACUCUGUCCACCCAGAUUCCGAUGAAGCAUUUGGCAUCGAGCGAAGCCAAGGCCGUGGUCGGUUGACACUGGAUGGACAUGGCGUGCGGGAGAUGAAGAUUGGAGACUCGAUCGCCGUGUGGGCACGGGCGAGGUUCCCAGGAUGGUCGAAUUAUGUUUAUAGUGCGAGUGUUCGAGUGUUUUGGGCCAUUUGA